Messenger RNA from Chiloscyllium plagiosum (whitespotted bambooshark), 5105 nucleotides. NCBI's taxonomy places the organism in Eukaryota, Metazoa, Chordata, Chondrichthyes, Orectolobiformes, Hemiscylliidae. The record is from RefSeq and is a predicted model, not a curated record.
ACAAACAGUGUUUGAUCGCGAAGUAUAUGGGAUUGAGAGAUAGAAUUUGUGACGGUGAAUUGCAGAAAUGAAAGUGAUCCAUUCUAAAAAAAGCCUGGACCCUUCAGCAUUAUUCCUCUCUUACAUAGACUUGGACUAUAACCUAGUGUUGUGUGCUUUUUAAGUUUGUCCAGCACCUCUACAUUGUUACGCAGAGUUAACAUCUCUUUUGACUCGAAUCCAUUUUUGUUUGGUUUGGUUCACCCUCUGUGAGGCUGUUUAAGGCGCUUUCCGAUCGCGGAUGGGGUGUAUAAAUGUCGUUGCUGUUCGCCUAUUUUAAUAACGGCUUCACCGAGGCAAGUCGAAGCGAAGAAUCCGCUCAACGGCAGCCCGCGUGAAGCGUAAAGCACGAGCGCUCAGCAAUGAGGCAGAAACCUAUCUGUCCAGCUCCGAAUCAGUGCGGCACCAAUCUGGACACGUGGUUCCUCACUGCUGCCUUUACGGCGGGCUGGCUGUUCAGUAUCUGCAAUGCACGAUGGGAAAUGAAGUAUGCUGUAUCAGGUGCAGUGGUCGGUGGCGGAUGGGGAAUUACAUCGCACUGAAUGGUGGCGGCUGGACCGAGGACUACAUAACCCAGAAUGCUCGACGGCUGAAAGGACAACGACAUCCUCCAGAAUGUUGGAUAGCAAAAUGCGUAUGCGCUUCUGUGCAGCACCGCCCGCUAGGUUAAAACACAGGUUAUGAAGCGGUCCCUAGGGCGAUUUAACAAGUGCAAGUCUUGAUAUUUGUUUCUGUUUCUCCCCUUAUUGUCAAAAACGAAAAGGAUAUUUUGGUUGUAAGAAUUCGGUUGCUUUAGUUGCUCCUGCAAAAACGGCGACUGAGUAACCACCCUUGAUGCCGCCAGGUCCUCUUGGAUCUGUCAGCGGAGGCCCUGAGGUGUCUGCAAGAAAUUCAAAGCAGGGGAGCAAGUCAGUGUGUGCAGCCGCUUACCACCCUUUCCGAGGCAUCGCCAUUGUUAUUGUCCACGGUGUGAUUGUUCAAGGCGAACGAUGCGGCGCUCCCCGUUAAUUUAACUGAGAGUGCGAGGGCUCGUCGAGGAGGAGAAGGGCGCACAAAGGAAGAGGGCUCCCUCAGCUGUCACCCUGAGGUGGAGAGAAGCGAAAACUGGUACAGGGUCAUUCUGACUGCUACCUACCCCUCCCCUCUCCCCCCCCACCCCCAACUCCCUUCCACCUCCAUCACGAUAGGGCUGCUGGUAAACUGAAGGCAAGAGCAACAAUAGUACUAUAAUACUCUUCCCUCCCAGCACUAAAAAUGGAUCGCGAAAGAGGAGAGAGCGAAGAUAAUUUAGAUUACUCAGUAGCAAACGUAGAAAAGGCAUUGCAUCAGUUGUACUAUGAUCCAAAUAUUGACAACAAGAACCUAGCACAGAAAUGGCUGAUGCAGGCACAAGUCUCUCCUCAAGCAUGGCAAUUUAGCUGGGCAUUGCUCAGUCCUAAUAAAGUACCUGAGAUCCAGUAUUUUGGAGCCAGUGCCCUUCACAUCAAAAUCUCCCGCUACUGGAGCGAUAUCCCGUCAGAUCAGUAUGAGACUCUGAAAUCCCAGCUUUUCAAUCAGAUUGCAUGUUUUGCAUCUGGUUCCAAGAUAGUGCUCACCAGACUUUGUGUGGCGUUAGCAUCACUGGCUCUCAAUAUGAUGCCAGAGAGAUGGCCAAAUGCGGUAGGUGACAUGGUGAAGAUGUUUCAGACUGAAAGUUCAGAUGUGGACGGCAAAGCUAGAUGUAUGGCCUUACUGGAACUACUAACUGUCCUCCCGGAAGAGUUUCAAACAAGUCGUCUGCCUCAGUACCGGAAAGGUGAGGUGCGAAAUGCCUUGGCACAAGAAUCUGGUGCAGUGUUUCCUCUUCUACAGCAACUGCUGCAAACUGAUUCUCCGGUGUUCAUCAGCCAGAAGGCUCUCAAGUGCUUCUCAAGUUGGGUACAGCUAGAUGUGCCCUUGUUGGAUUGUGAGUGUUUGAUGCAGGCCUCAUUUACAUCUCUACAUAAUGCUGAGCUCUUCGACACAGCAGUUGAAGCUCUUGUCAAUGCUAUCUCCCAGCCAGAUGCUCAAAGAUAUGUCAACACGUUACUGAAGCUCAUCCCUCAGGUCCUGCAACUGCAGGAGCAGCUGAGACAAGCUGUACAAAAUGGAGACAUGGAGACAUCACAUGGUAUCUGCAGAAUUGCUGUGGCUCUUGGAGAAAAUCACUCGAGAGCCUUGUUGGAGCAAGUGGAGCACUGGCAAACAUUCCUAGCACUUGUCAACAUGAUCAUGUUUUGCACAGGAAUUCCAGGCCACUAUCCAGUGAAUGAAACUACAAGCUCUUUAACUCUUACAUUCUGGUACACGCUUCAGCAAAUAAAAUGUUUUUUCCUUGGUAGGGUUGAUAUUUCUGAUACUUUAAUGUAUGUAUACGAGAUGCUGGGAGCAGAGUUAUUAAGUAACCUGUAUGACAAACUGGGAAGACUUUUAACUGACACUGAGCAAGCAUCCUCAUGGCAGCAUAUUGAAGCCUGUUUGUAUGGGUUUCAAUCUAUUGCAGAAACCAAUGAUGUCAACUAUUCCGAUGUUAUUCCAGGCUUGAUUGGUCUUAUUCCAAGGAUAAACAUUAGCAAUGUGCAGCUAGCGGACACUGUGAUGUUUACGAUAGGUGCACUAGCUGAAUGGUUGGCUGAUCACCCAGUGAUGAUUAACAGUGUAUUACCAUUGGUACUGCAUGCUUUGGGCAAUGCUGAACUUUCCAUAUCCAGUGUUUCCACACUAAAGAAGAUCUGUAGAGAAUGCAAGUAUGACCUGCCUCCCUAUGCUGCUAAUAUUGUGGCCGUUUCUCAGGAGGUUUUAAUGAAACAAAUUCAUAAGACAAGUCAGUGUAUGUGGCUGAUGCAGGCACUGGGAUUCCUACUCUCUGCCCUCCAGGUGGAGGAAAUUCUUAGGAACCUACAUUCCCUCAUCAGCCCCUACAUCCAACAGCUGGAGAAACUUGCUGACGAGCCGCCAAAUCCAUCAAAUAAACUAGCAAUAAUACAUAUUUUGGGUCUGUUGUCCAAUUUGUUCACCACAUUGGAUAUCAGUCACCAUGACGAUGAGCCAGAAGGCACUGAAGCAAAGAAAAAACCCACCUUGCAAGGACCCAACCCUGUUGUGGUGGUCCUCCAACAGGUCUUCCAACUCAUACAGAAAGUGUUGUCUAAAUGGCUGAAUGAUGCUCAGGUUGUUGAGGCUGUUUGUGCAAUUUUUGAAAAGUCUGUGAAGACGCUUUUGGAUGAUUUUGCUCCCAUGAUUCCGCAGCUUUCAGAAAUGCUGGGUCAGAUGUACAGUACUAUUCCACAGGCAUCUGCGUUGGAAUUAACACGACAGCUGGUGCAUAUAUUUGCCAAUGAUCCAACUCACUUUGUCCCUGUAAAGGCUCUAUUCCUUCUUGUUACUUCUGUGACCCUCUCUAUUUUCCAACAAGGACCCAGGGAUCAUCCUGAUAUUGUUGAUUCAUUUAUGCAACUCCUGGCACAGGCUCUCAAAAGGAAGCCUGAUUUGUUUUUGGCAGAGAACUGUGAUGUGAAGGCCCUGUUUCAAUGUGGAGUCAUAUCUUUGAAAUUUCCAGAAGCCCCAACAGUGAAAGCAACGUGUGCCUUCUUUAGUGAGCUGCUGGCACGUUGUCGGGAAGUACAACCUAUUGGCUUAGUUGUCCAUGAAAAUGGAAAACUCUUAUUACAAGCAAUUCUAGAAGCUAUUGGUGGACAGGCCCCAAGGAGUCUGAUGGAUCAUUUUGCCGAUAUACUGUUUGCUUUGAACAAACACUGUUUUACCUAUUUAAGCAUUUGGUUAAAAGAAGUGAUGCAGCAACAGAAUUUUCCAUCAAGUCGCCUUACACAAGGACAAAAAGAAACAUUUAGUCAACAAAUUUUAAGAGACCGAGUGAAUAAAAGGCGUGUAAAGGACAUUGUUAAGGAGUUCACAUUACUGUGCAGGGGUCUUCAUGGCACAGAAUAUGCAGCUGAGUACUGAAGCUAUGUAAUUAAAUCCAAAUAUCGCUCAGUUAAUAGCAUGCUUCCUGCAUCCUCAACACAUUUGCACCGUUUCCUUCUGUAAAAAUGCAUUCUAGCGUGAAGGAUUUUUAAAAGCAGCAAAUGGGCUUCUGUCUGCACUACAGGAUUCGACAAAAGAAUACAUGCACUUGUAUGCAGUCACAUUAAGAGGCAUUUUUAAAAGAAAAAAGACUUCCUAUCAUAGGAUUGGGUCAGUAGAGGAAAUGUGCCAGGAUGGUUCUGGCAUCCGCUGUCCUGACUUGCAAGUAAUUUGUGUGUAUGUUUUGUGUUGUAAUUAAAGCUUUAUGGAAGCAAUAUAACUUGCUGCUGGAGUCCUGUGAUUUUGGCACUUUGUAAAACACAACAAUAUCUCGUGAAGGGAAUUAAUCCCAAAUGAUUCAGCUGUGGAAUAUUACUGGUGAUGCUGCUACAAUGUCUGAAACCAUUUUAAGCGAAUCUAGUAUUUUAGGGUUUUUUUGUUUUUAAUUUAAUGAUGUGGUGAUGUGGGCUUCUGUCAUAAAGUUUAAAAAUAAGUGUAGAUUGUUGCAACAGUCUGGGAAUUUAAAAGAUUUUGGGCUGUAACAAUUGCUAAGAGUUUCAAAACUUGGCAUAUUUAUUUGAAAUAAACUGAAAAAGUAUCAGAGCUUUGAGUCAUCUAUUUUGACUGCAGAUGAAGAAAACAUUGGCCCAAGCAAAGGUCUAAUUAUACUUCUGGCAUCGUUAAAGCAAUUAACUGACAAAAAGCACAGAGCUCCUCCAUCAGAGGUUUUGAGGCUCUAUAAGCUUUGUUACAGCCCCAUUUUGUUUCUCAACUUUGAGUUUUUUUUGUACUAUAUGCUAUGUGUUACUCUCUGUACAAAAACCAAUACCACCUUAACGUAACUUUGAGCUAUCCAUGUUAUUUUGUAACUUGUUUACUUGUGCUUCUAGAGCAUUCUGGAAGUUGCACAACCAUAGCAUAUAUUCAGGUAUUGGAAUAAAAUGAAAGCCCACUAGUAAAAUCUUGAUAAGAAAUGACACUGUAGCGUAUUGGUUUUCUAUUGUGAAAUAAAGCUUCACUUAUAA